This is a messenger RNA of Plectropomus leopardus (leopard coralgrouper), 676 nucleotides long. The record is from RefSeq and is a predicted model, not a curated record. NCBI's taxonomy places the organism in Eukaryota, Metazoa, Chordata, Actinopteri, Perciformes, Serranidae.
UACGCCACAGAUCUCGACAGAGAAGAAGCGUUCACCGGAGGCCUUCCAGAAUUCCCCUCACUCGACAACGGCGCAACGACCAACGGUGACGACGACGACGACCUCAGCCUCGGCCUUCCCACGUCGCCACCUCAGCCGCAGCAGCCAAUCAAAUCCACGCAUGCGGCCUCUUCUCACAAAGAUCAACCCAUCGACAAAGCCCUCGAAUUAGUCAACCAGAUGGCGGGCGACGUCAUCGCCGCCGCUGUCACAGCUGCCAUCCAGGAGAGAAUAGAAUCAGCGGUCGGCUUCUCAGCGCUGAGCGAAGGCUCGGAGCGGUCAAGACUCCCAGAAUCCACCAGGCUGCUGGAGCUGGCCGAGGAGUCGGACAGCGAGGUGGAGGACUUUGAGCUGCUGGACCAGUCGGAGCUGGAGCAACUGGAAGGGGAGCUGGGUCUCGGAGAGGAGACGGCCCGGGCCAAAGAAGAGGAUCCGGCUCAGAGUGACAAGCCGGCUUCAUCUGGUUUCUUCUCUAAACUCCUGAGACGCCACUGAUGGAUGAGAAGUUCGGUCAGCAGGGGACAAGGACGGGUUACAGAGGACAUGUGGAGGGCAGAGGGGAUGCUCUGGUCAGAAGACUGUUGGGGGGUAGCGAGAAAACAAUGUUUCCAUUUAUCUGUUUUUCCUGUAGAGCUAA